Messenger RNA from Hyaloscypha bicolor E, 1215 nucleotides. RefSeq lists its product as uncharacterized. The coding region runs from base 115 to 996 and encodes 293 amino acids. The record is from RefSeq and is a predicted model, not a curated record. The transcript has 4 exons. Lineage: Eukaryota; Fungi; Ascomycota; Leotiomycetes; Helotiales; Hyaloscyphaceae.
CGCAACCUUAAAUUCUCGCCUUCCAAGAAAAAGAUCUUAAAUCAACGUCCGCGCAUCAUCGUGACCAAAUCCUUCCUCAGACAAAUCCAUCGUGAUAUCGAUUGCGAAGCAGCUAUGACGCUCAUUCCAGCAGACACAAAGGAUGCGAAGGGACCUCAGCGCCCCCCAGCAAUGCCCACGACAAAUCCCUUUCCGAACCCAAUCCUCGUGCCGGAGUUCAAUCAUCCAGAUCUUCCACCAUACUCCGAGACCGAUACAGCAUCGUAUACUCGUGAGCUCCCGCCUCCACCUCCUCCUCGGGCUCAGCCGCCUUCCCAGAAGAUCCCAGAAUCAAACGCCAUAAACGCACACAGCGAGGUCCACAUCACGGGACCAUUGCAUGUUCUCGGAUCAGUCAAGUCAUCUUCCAACAUCGAGCUCUCAAACGGAAUCGAAGUUGAUGGCAAGGUUUCCUCAUCUUCCCAUGUCACAUUAUCCAACAACGUUAUUGUGCACGAGAAAAUCGAUAGUAGCGGCAAGAUCACGUUGUUUGAGGGCGUCAAGGUAGACGGAAAAUUAGCGGCGCGUGGAUCGGUUGAUUUGCGGAAUGGCGUCAGUGUUGGGGACAAAGUUGAUGCUAGCGGCUCUGUUACUAUAGAUGGAGGAGAGUUGGGUGUCAAAAUCACAGGCAAGAUCUCCGCUAGUGGCUCAGUGGAUAUUAGAGGCAACGUGCAGGUUGGCGGGGAUAUAAACUGCAGUGGCAAGGCUUCGAUUCGAUUUCACGAGAAGGGCGUCGCCAACAUUGGGGGCAAGAUCACUCCAAGUGGCGGAACCACGAUUGAAGGUGACGUGAUAUUUGAGAAGGAUCUAUAUCUCUCGGGUGCACUCACCAUCAAUGGCCAGUUACAUUGCAAGGGGGAUUUCGAGGUUAAGGGGAACGUCUCUCUGAAGCCUGGUAGUAACUUGAUAGUUGACGGGAAAAGGACUAUUCAUGGGAGCUUGAAGGAAGUGAAGUAAAACGAAGAUACCCCGACUGUAGGACACGAACCCGAACUACCGUUCACCUCAGACUUUGCUUUUUUGUAGUUUGCAAUUAAAGGUGAUGUCAAUUCAAUUUCCAUUGAGGUUCUCUGCGUGGCUUUCGUUACGUGUAAGUGAUGUAUUAUAGCAGCCCACUUUACAAAGUUCAAUCUCAACGGACGAAAAAGAGAAACGCCUCAAGCCCAUCCUUUCCCC